AUGCCCGAAAAGCGCACGUUGGAUGCAUUUUUCGCGCCGACUUCAAAGAAGCCGCGUGAAUGCGACACUGAACCGACGUCCACCUCAAAGCAUAGCGCGUAUCCGUUUGACAUUGCCGACUUGCCCGCGUCUCUGGCCGAGGAGCUGCUACCGCCCAAUGCACCGACGGUGCCCGGUCAGCCGAUAGACGACAAGACGGAGCUGGAUCUCGUCUACUUUGACCCCUUUGUGCCUAAGCCCCAGGCCCGCCAGCUCUUUGAGUUUCUGCGCGCCGAGCUGCCGUUUUACAGGGUCCGGUAUAAGAUCAAGCGUGGUGGGAUAGAGACGGACAUACGGACCCCUAGAUGGACGACUGUUUUUGGCUUGGACGAGACGUCGCGAUUCAAAGACGGGUGCGUCGUCGACGCCAAGUCCCAAGCCCUGGUGGCGGACGGCCGCUAUGAUCGCUACCCUCCGCGACCGAUCCCGCAGUGCCUCGACACGCUGCGCAGAUCGACCGAGGCCGCCACGAGCUGCCGCUUCAACUUUUGCCUCGUCAACUACUACGCCUCCGGCGCGGACAGCAUCUCCUACCACAGCGACGACGAGCGCUUUCUGGGGCCGGAUCCCGCCAUCGCCUCCUUCUCGCUCGGUGCCCAGCGCGACUUUCUGAUGAAGCACAAGACGGCGCCCGAGAGCCUCAAGCUGGCCCUGGCCAGCGGCGCCAUGGUCCUGAUGCGCGGGACGACGCAGUCCCGCUGGCUGCACUCGAUUCCCAAGAGGACCGGCAAGAACAGCGAGGACGGGGGGAGAAUCAACAUCACCUUUCGGCGGGCCAUGACCAAGGACGGGACAGAAAAUUAUUACAACUAUAACGUUGGGCGCGGGCCGGUGCAUCGAUGGGACAAGAUACGAAGAGAGAUGCGACAAUGCAAUAAAUAA
This is a messenger RNA of Cordyceps fumosorosea ARSEF 2679, 921 nucleotides long. Its product is annotated as DNA repair family protein. NCBI's taxonomy places the organism in Eukaryota, Fungi, Ascomycota, Sordariomycetes, Hypocreales, Cordycipitaceae. The transcript is spliced from 3 exons. The record is from RefSeq and is a predicted model, not a curated record. Gene Ontology annotation, biological process: DNA repair. Bases 1 to 921 code for a protein of 306 amino acids.